UAUAAGAAAUAAUAUCGAUACAAAAUUCAUCAUAAAUUCAUAAUUUAAAUUCAAUUUGCAAUGCAUAAAUAAAAUAUAAUCAAACUUAUUCAUCCAAUUAGCAAGUACUAGAUAUCAAAUAUAAGAACCACAAGAUCCUAAUCAUUCACAAAUAUCAAAGAGAAAAAGAUCAAUAGGGUAUGACAUUUGCUCUGACGAAUGCAAAGGGGAGUUAGAGAGAGGUGACUUUCAGGUUCUGACUCUUAAACACAUGUGAGACUCUUGGUGGAGGGUUGUUUGCAAUAGGUGGGGAUCAGGAUGUUUGGAAGUGAACUUUAGUUGCUUUGAAUCUUGGAACUUUUAUAUUAGCUAAAUGUCCAAAACUAUGUGGUUAUACAAGUAGGCGGUUAUCGAUUUUCUUAUCGGUUAACCACUAACCGAUUGAUCGGUUAGCGAUUAACCAAUAAGUAAAAUACCACUAACCUAAAUCGAAUCAAUAAAAAAUUAUCGGUUAUUAGUUAACCAAUAACCAUCCUUAUCUGUUCGGUUAUCGGUUAAAAGCCAUAACUGACUAACCGUUUAGCAGCCCUACCAUAAAUGUGGGUAAUAGCCAUGCAAAAAUUCCUUAGGCACUCCAAUAUGGUGUUCUCACCCAUCUGACAAGUCUCAUCAAAGAGUAUGUCGAGCAUCCAUAUGCAGGCAUGUGGAAAGCACUAAGAAUGAGUCGCAACCUUAACAAUCUUUUUCUUGCUUGAAGUAGUUAACAUAGUGAAAAACAUCAUUCAUGAACUAGUUAACUAAAGCAUAGGGUAUCCGAUAUCGCCUUGUGGAGGCCCUAGAAUCGUUGGUUUAAAUAAUCUUGCAUCAAGCGAUUGUGACCGUCUUCCUUAUUACGCCUCACUGAUUUUUGUGAUGACGAACUAUGACAAGAUAACGUUGCUUGAUGUUGGUGCCUAAAUUGUUUCGUACGUCAUUAACAUCUCUGGUUCAUUGAUGUAUUCGACCGAUCCAAAUGUUGAGUCGGUCUGAUAUUUUUUAAAAUAUUCAUAAAAUUAUGAAAUUGAAAACCGUACCACAAUAUUAACUUCGAUUUAGACCAUUCCAAAUAUCCGUGGGAUCCUAUUAGAUCUAGUGCGGAACAAAAUGUUGCACUCUAAAAAAGGAAACUCUUUCCUUAAAAUCUGUUGGAGGGGUGAAGAAAAUUUCCAGUGUUUUUUAAAGAGAAAAGCGGAGGUGGAAUAACAUGAUUUUCAUAUUUUACCUUUUGAUUUCCCUUGAUUUCCUCACUCAAAAAAUUGACUCAGUAGUUACAAGACAGAAAUACCUACAAAAAUUCCUCUUUUUUUAGUUUAUUUAUUUAAUUUUGUAUUUAAAUAUACUAAAACACACCAUUCUCAGCCUUGGAUUAGAAAAUAAUGGAUCUAAAAGUGAGCAAAAAUUAGCAAAUUAAAAAAUCAAGAAAUUAAAAUUAUUAAUUAUAUUCAUAAAAAAAUUAAAAUUAUGUUGGUUUGUUCAAAACAUUGAACUACAAGAUGAAGAAAAUUAUAUGACUUUUUCACGUAACAGAACUUCCAGUUAAAGUGAUCAACACUAAUUAAGAAGAAUUUAAGGAUUCUACUUAAUCAUUAUUCACCUUUUGCUGUCCAUUAAGACGAAUUUUCCUUCUUGUAAAACCUCAUCGUCCUUUUUUGGGAAAUUAUGCUACAAUGGAUGAGACUUGUACAAUAAACUAUUGACAACACUUAGAGUAAGUUAGUACUCAAUUGACCAUCUACAAUUUGAAUAGAUAAAUAGUACAAUCAACACUAUUUAAGUUAGUGUUCAUACAUUGUACAUUCUCGAUUUUACAUAAUAAUAAUUUUGAUCUUCCGAAUUAGCUUGAAAUGAUCUCCAUUUUCAAUUGUAUAACAAUAAAUAAGAAAAUGUGUAAAAUUACACAAUAAUUAUUACUUACAUUUUAAAAUACUUGAAACUUGAUGUGGACAAUUUAUGAGAAAAAAUGCAUGAAUUAGUUGAGAUUGUGUGUUGUAUCAUCAUUAUAAACGAAUGUUAUAAUCGAAGUUUAAAAUUUGAUGAUCAGAGUAUUGAUUUAGACUACGAUGAAUCAAUCGUAUAUAACUCAAAUUAAGGUUGAACUCGAGAGUUGAGAUGCUUCUUUUAAAUUAUGCCUUGAAUCUGAAUGGAAUUUCAAUUCAUAGAUAAUUACAUCGUUAUUUUUCAGGUUUAGUCCCUUUCUCAAUGUUGUCUUGACAAGCACAUGAGCGUAUCACGAUUCUUAACAAACAAGUCCAAAUACUAUGUUGCUUACCCUAUCCGAGUCUCCACCUUUAAGAUUUUUGUCGCAAAAUCAUUGUUCAGCAGGCAAACUCAUGCUCACUAAGCACAUCAUCCUUAAUUACUCUCAUGUCACAUAUACUCAGAAAUCCAUCUUUUGCUCCCUAAAUUAGUCCCUACUUCGUUGAAACCCUAUGUAUCAUAAACAUGAGAGGAGAAGUGAGAUAUGGUUGUCGCAUUGACGAGCAAAACAUACAUACUACAUUCGGUUAACUCAACUUGCAAUCGUAUUUGGAUGAAUGUGUUAACCGGGAAAAAAAUAUAAAGGAAUAUAUAUAAAAAAACACUAGGAGACCAUAAUUUGAAAUUGGUGGAAAUUGGUUUGGUUUUGUUUUGGCGUUUUGAGAUUUUCCUACUUAACUAGAGUGAGGCAAACCCAACCAGCGUUGGUCUGGUUUCAUGGGCGCAGGCAGACUGCAGAGCGUGAGCAGCGGGUAGGAAUAAAAAAGCCUGCAAACCAUAGCAGCAAAAACCCAGUCCUCGUCCCCUUUCCCUUCCUUUCUCUCCCUCCUUCUUCUCCAACAUAACCGUCUCCUCCAAACAAACAAACAAAAAAGCUCAUUACUCAUUCGAAAAAAGCCUUUCCUUUCUCUUCCUUUUUUUCCCCCUGAUUCCCCCCCCUACAUUCUCACUCUCUUCCUUCCUUCCACCCAAAAAUGGCUACCACCACUUCCAUCGACGAUCCUUUCACCUCCUCCUCCAUUGUUGGAUCUCGCCUCCUUCCUUUGAUCGAUCUCUGAUGUGGGUUUUGGGUUUUUGAGCAGAAACUGACAAGAAACAUUUUUUUUCUUCUUCUUCUUUCUUUUACGUAAUUCGAAUAGGCAGGGGGAUCGGUUUUUGUUUUUUGUUCCUUUUGUCCUUCGUCUGUUGUUGUAUCUGUCCCCCGUCUCAGUGUCAGAGUGAGCCUCCCUGAAGAAAAAAAAAAGGAAAAAACGAAAUUCUGAAGAACGAUACGUUCCUCCAUUGUAGACGUGUGUGUGCCUCUGUAUUUCUGUGUGUUUGUUGAUCGGGAAAGAGAAAUAGAGAAAAUCCUCUUUCUGGGUUUUACUGUUCUUUUGGUUUUUGUUUUUGGGUCGACGUUUGUAGUGGUGAUUGUGUAAUCACACAGCAAUGAUGUUGAAACUGGGCGAGAGAAGAGCUGUGGGAGGAGAGAGGAAGGUUUCCGUCGACAGCUCCACCAGUAGCAGCAGCAGCGGCAGGUUGGCGACGACGAUGAUGAAAAGAGGCGGUGGCGGCGGUGGCGAGGCAGAGCUCUCGAAUCAUCAUCAACUCCCCUCCGCGACGUCAUAUUUGAGCCUCCACCAUCAGAACCACCAGCGUCAUCAGAAUCGGAAUCAGAGUCAGAAUCUUCACCACCACCACCAGAGCAGAGUUCCCCCUUCUCCACUGCGAUCCUCACCGGAGUACUCCCCUUCCUCCGCCUCCUUCUCCACCCGUUCCUGCUCUUCCGACGACGGGUCGUCGCCGUAUCUGCAUCACCACUCCUCCGCCGGGCAUUACCUCGACGGCCUCUCUCUGGAUCAUCAUAAUAAAUUCCCCUGUAACGAAUCCCACCCUGAAAUCAAUGCCAACAAGAUGGUGGAUGAACUGGGCUUGUCUCAAAAAUUCUAUAAAUUGAACAUGAGGGACCAACAGCCUGGACUACCUACCGCUACCAAAUUGAAAGGCGGAUUCGAGAUUGACACCGACCCGAACGGGUUCGGGUCUCGAGAUGGGUUUAAUCUCGGUGGAAACGCUGGACCCUAUAACACGGACAACUAUGGGGUACUGUAUGGAGGUUUCAACAAUGGCGGCGGUUCUAGCUUUGAACCAUCGUCCCCUGGCGGAGGAGUCUCUUUCAGUUUCGACGGUACUGGUAACAAGUAUGCGUUCGCUGAUUUCAAUGGCGGGUACCCGAGUGGAGUUUACGAUUCCAUGGGUUCACUCGUCGCUCGAAAUCAGUUCAGUGAUCUCAUCCAGGGUGGUUAUACUGAUGGCGAUUGGAGUAACCGGGAGAUUCCGCUUCCGCCGCCGACCAACCCAUCUCCGACGAGGCUCGGCGACGCCAUUGCUUGGUCGAAGCAGCAUGCCAUGAAUCCCAAUGGUUACUACAGCAGUCUCAGCAGCAAGGUCCCUGAGUUGGUACAGUCCAAGAUGGACGCCUGCAGAAAACGUUUGAUGUUGACAGAAUGGGCGAGAGCCAUGGCCAACAAUGGCGGUCGUCAACCCUUCACUAUGGGUUCGGCGGCAGAUGUCGAUGCUUUUGGCAGUGACGACCGUGGUUUGAUCGUUCAAGGGAAAAGUUUCAAUCAAUCCAGAAACUACACCAACAAGGCACGUGGUGAUUCGAGGAGAAGCAGCAGGAAGAGCUCCAUCACAGCUACAGAGAACCUCUGUUCCUUUCAUGGGGGAGCUGGGGUAUACGAAAAUGGUCAUCAGAGGCCAAGUGACUACAGCCUGCUUCCACCACUGUCGAGCUUUCCGGGCGGUGAUUCACCUUUUUGUCAGGUUCAGGGCCAUGUUUACUUGAUGGCUAAGGAUCAGAAUGGCUGCCGUUUUCUGCAGAGGAUUUUUGAUGAGGGAACUAGUAGGGAUGUGGUUAUGAUUUUCGAUGAGAUCGUCGACCAUGUUGUGGAGCUGUCACUGAAUCAGUUUGGCAAUUAUGUGAUUCAGAAGAUGUUGGAUGUUUGUGAUGAAGAGCAGAGGUUGCAGAUUGUGUUUGUGCUGACCAAAGAACCAGGGCAGCUUGUUAAGAUUAGCUUGAACACUUACGGGACGCGUGUUGUACAAAAGCUAGUUGAGACUCUCAACACAAGGCAUCAAAUUUCAUUGGUGGUGUUGGCCUUGAAAUCUGGUCUACGUGAUGUAGUUGAGGAUCAGAACGGGAAUCAUGUUGUGCAGAGUUGUUUGAAGUACCUAAGCAAUGACGAUAACAAGUUCAUCUUCGAUGCUGCUUCCAAGUUCUGUGUUGAGAUUGGAACCCACCAGCAUGGUUGCUGUGUGAUGCAAAAAUGCAUUGAUCACUUCAAGGGGAAAUAUCUGGAUAAGUUGGUCAGUGAGAUCUCGAAGCAUGCUCUUCUCCUCUCUCAAGAUCCAUUUGGAAACUAUGUGGUUCAACAUGUGAUAGAGCAAGAGAAGCCAACGAUCACGGCGAAACUGCUGCCCCAGUUCGAAGGCCACUUUGUGCAACUCUCGAUGCAGAAAUGCAGCAGCAAUGUGGUGGAAAGGUGCCUCAAGCACUCGGAAGAAAGCAGGCCGAAGAUCAUCCACGAGCUGCUCUCUGUGUCUCACUUUGAUCAGCUGCUGCAAGAUCCAUUUGCCAACUAUGUCAUUCAAACCGCUCUCAUCUUCACCAAGGGCCCCCUCCAUUCUCUGCUGGUGGAUGCAAUUCGACCGCAUUCAAGGCUGCGCACGAGCCCGUAUUGCAAGAGGAUCUUCACCAGAAACAUGCUGAAGAAAUGAUUGCUCGACGCCGCCGCAGGGGUUCUGCAAAAGCCUUUUCCUUUUUUGCUCUUCUACUAAUAAAAUGCUACUGUUUGU
Messenger RNA from Linum trigynum, 5832 nucleotides. The record is from the annotation of a GenBank genome assembly. Lineage: Eukaryota; Viridiplantae; Streptophyta; Magnoliopsida; Malpighiales; Linaceae.